AUGAAAAAUAAUAUUAUAAAAAUUAGUUUUGCUAUUUUUUUUUUAAGCUACUAUGUUAGCGAAAUAAAUGGAAAUGUUACAAAUAAAAAUAAAUUUAAUUUAAGAAGCUAUUUUACUAAAAAUGAAGAUUUAAAUAAUGCUUCAGAUAAUGAAAAUGUACAUGGAGAAUCUGAGGAGAAAAUUGUGACUGUUACGAACCAAACAACUUUAAGUGGUACACCAUCUGUUCAAACAUCUGGUGAUACUCCUCAGGCUCGAGGAGUAAAUUCCACUGAUAUAAGCCUUACACAAGGUAACAAUACUGAACAGCCAUGUACAGAAUGUGAAAGCGAAUGCACCGAAAAUUGUACAGACUGUCAUGAUGAAGAUUGUACAGAAUGUCAUGAUGAAGAUUGUACAGACUGCCAUGAUGAAACUUGUACAGACUGCCAUGAUGAAUCGUGUCCAGAUUGCCAAACAGAAUGUACUGAUGCUUGUCGAGAAGAAUGUGCACAAAUGAGAGCUGCUAAUAACCCAAAUUGUGAAGAGUGUAAAAAAAUAUUAAAUCCUAAGAAUCCAGAAACACAUGGUGCUGAACAUGAAAGACAGACUACACCAGAAGUCCAAAUUGUAAUAGAAGAUAUAACAAAUGAUACGAAAAGUAUGCCAGAUGAAGAUGAACCAGUAUGUGAUGAACAAUUGGAUGAAGGUGGUGACAAUGAAGAAGAAGAAGAUAAUGUAGAUAUUGAAGAUGUUGAAAUCAUUGAAAGUACCGAGGAAAUUGAAGAUAGUAAUGAUAGUGAAGAUUUAGAAUUAGAAUUAGAAGGAGAAGAAGUUACAAAUGUUAACACAGAUGGACAAGAAGGAAAUGAAGGCGAAACUGAAGCAACUGUAACAAAUGAAAAUGGAAAUAGUAAUACAAAUACGAAUGAAGUAGCUAAUAAUAAUCAAACUAAUAAUACCAAUAAUGCUAAUAAUAGUCAAACUAAUAAUACCAACAGUACUAAUAAUAAUAACAAUGGUGCUAAUUUACUUAUAAAGGAAUAUAAAGGAAACACCAAUGGUACAACUGAAAAUGAAAAUAUUUUAGACAAUGCUUUAAGUGGUAUUGAUGAUAAUCAAUUUUCUAGUGAUAUACAAGAUUUCUCACAAGAUAUAACUGAAUAUGCCUUAAUGGAAGAUGAUAUUUAA
Molecule: messenger RNA, 1170 nt
Organism: Plasmodium vinckei vinckei
Lineage: Eukaryota; Apicomplexa; Aconoidasida; Haemosporida; Plasmodiidae
Product: CCAT-binding transcription factor-like protein, putative
Exons: 1
Coding region: 1-1170 (389 amino acids)
Source: RefSeq, a predicted model, not a curated record